Molecule: messenger RNA, 2725 nt
Organism: Papilio machaon (common yellow swallowtail)
Lineage: Eukaryota; Metazoa; Arthropoda; Insecta; Lepidoptera; Papilionidae
Gene: cysu
Product: peroxidase
Exons: 14
Coding region: 185-2422 (745 amino acids)
Biological process (GO): response to oxidative stress
Molecular function (GO): peroxidase activity; heme binding
Source: RefSeq, a predicted model, not a curated record
UUCGCCGAUACAAGAAGCGUCAGUACAAGCGCGGACGCAGUACGGGUCGCACGCGUACAUAAUAUUAUUCCGCUAAAUGAUGAUAUCAAAAAAUAUAUCAACGAACUAAAUAAUUUUGUGAAGUGUUUCGAUUUCAGUGUAUCAGUGGAUAGCAAGUGCACUGUAAGCUGGAACUUGUGUUAAGAUGAUUGCAAGGGCGUUACUAUUAGCGCUGUGGGGCACAUACGCUACCGCUUUGGCGUCACUGAGCAUUCCCGCAGACGACGACUGCGCCCUCUACCUCACCGGCCCCGGUCGCUCCUCCGCCUACGACUACAGCCUUAAUCUGCUCAAAGGAAACUUCGGUUACGAUGCUCAGCACAGAUGCAUUACUUACGAUGCCAUCAACCAGGCCUACCUCGAUGCCAGGAACAGGAUCCUGGUGGCUCAGCCGAAGGGAGACUGGAAACCGGAGGACUUCGCAAGUGUCGGCGAACUAGUGCUUGACAUAUCAAUACAAUUGGCUAGAACAUAUGGUCUGACUUACGAAGAGAUCGAGAAAGGUCUACCGCUGAUCGACACAUCGCGCACGCUCAUCCGUGAGGUGUGCCCGCCAGUCUUCUCUCAUGUGGAGUGUCGCGCCGGCAAGUACCGACGUCUUGACGGCCUGUGCAAUAACCUGCAGCAUCCCACUUGGGGGGCAACUAUGGCUCCCUUCCAAAGGUUGAUCGGUCCAUUGUUCUCUGACGGUAUAAACGCGCCGCGUAUCUCUCACUCGGGACGCGACCUGCCGCUGUCACGUGUGGUAUCACGCACGAUGCACCCCGACGAUGGCUUCCACGACCACGCCGGCACAGUCAUGGUCAUCGCCUGGGGACAGUUUAUGGACCACGAUUACACUCUCACCGGUACACCGCUCGACCCUGUUCACCGUAACGACCCCGAGGAAUGCUGCAAACGGCCCCUGCAUCUGAAGCACCCCUACUGUAAUGAAAUCAUUAUACCAGAUGACGAUUACUUCUACCGUCUCUUUGGUGUUAAGUGCAUUGACUUUGUACGCGGCUUCCCGUCCCCCAGACCCGGCUGUCGGCUUGGUUCGAGAAUUCCUUACAACACUUUGACCGGCGUGAUCGACGGAAACACCGUGUACGGUGUCACUGAUAAAUUUGCCAGGAAACUGCGAACCGGCUACGGAGGGCUUCUUCGCAUGAACCCAGUGUUCAAGGAAUACGGUCUCAAGGACUUAUUGCCGUUGAAGCUAGACAUUCCUGAUGAGGGAUGUACACGACCUAACAAGAAUAUGUACUGCUUUGAAGCUGGUGAAAUUCGUGUAAAUGAACAACUGGUGUUGACGGUAAUGCACACUUUGAUGGCGCGCGAACACAACCGCGUGGCUGAGGGCCUCGCCGCCGUCAACCCGCACUGGGACGACGAGACCCUCUUCCAGGAGGCCAGGAGGAUCAACAUCGCCGAAAUACAGCACAUCACAUACAACGAAUUUCUACCCAUCCUCUUAGGAAAAGAUGUUAUGGAAAAAUUCGGUUUGGUGUUAGAAAAACAGGGUUACUGGAAUGGGUAUGAUCCGGACGUAAACCCGGAUGUGAUCGCGUCUUUUGCUGCUGCCGCUUACCGUUUUGGACAUUCUCUUUUACCAACAGCCGUUGAAAGAUGGUCGAAGGCUCAUAAAUUUAUUGCUUCAAAACGAUUAUCCGAUCUUAUCAGAAGACCCUACGAUCUAUACAGAGCUGGAGUUCUCGAUGAAUAUGUUAUGGGAUUGAUGAACCAAGUGGCACAAGCUAUGGAUGACUCGAUCACACAAGAAGUAACAAACCAUCUCUUCAAGAAAGUGGGCGCUCGCUUCGGAAUGGACUUGGUGUCAUUUAACAUGCAGAGAGGUCGUGAGUUCGGUCUGCCCGGUUAUAUGGAGUUCAGAAAAUUCUGUGGUCUUUCUGGUGCUGACACAUUCGACGAAUUGUUUGGAUCUAUGCCUAACGAGACCGUACGCAAAUAUGAAACUAUAUUCGAGCAUCCGAUCGACGUAGAUCUGUGGUCAGGCGGAGUUUCCGAACGACCUCUCCCAGGAUCUAUGUUAGGUCCAACAUUUGCGUGUAUUAUCGCUACUCAAUUUUCUUACUCUAGACGUGGUGACAGAUUCUGGUUUGAAUUACCAAACCAGCCUUCAUCGUUUACUCCCGAACAACUGUCGGAAAUAAGGAAAUCUCGGCUCGCUCGUGUUAUCUGUGACAAUACUGACAUCAUUGACACUGUUCAGCUCUACCCAAUGGUCUUACCCGAUCACGAACUAAACCCUCGUGUUCCGUGCAGAAGUGGUAUUUUACCACAAAUGGACUUUAGUAAAUGGGCGGACCCAAUUCCGUUCCACGGCUCGGCAAAACAGUUUGUGAGUAGUUUCACGUAUAACCCGUUUUUGGGUAAAAAGUAGUGACACCUGCACCUAAGUAUUUGGUAAAAAAUUAAUAGUCAAUAGUCAUACACGUAGUUCACCGUAUUAAAAAUAAAGGUAAAGACAAUUUUUUUAACGAGGCGAGUAACUUUUUCUGAGUAAGUUGAAGCUGAGUCAAUAAAAUGACUCAAUAGUUUAAUUCAAUAAUUUAAAUUUAAUUUACGAAUAAAUAAUAAGAUUGUUCUACACAUUUUAUAAAUUUUGUAAAAAUUAAAUAAUGUCACUUUACUCAAGUUGUAAUGAAAGAAGCGGGGAGUGCAAAUAUAACUAUUUUAUUUGCCU